AUGCGAGGGGAAGGUCAUGCAUGACUGCAUCAACAUGCUGAUGCAGUGGCUGCAUGUACGGCUGUAGUGCUGGUUUCCGUGUGCCUGGCUUUGGAUCACAUACCUGCAUGCUGCACAUGAUUCUCGUCGUGAUACUUGCAUUACGUGCUUCAUUGGUGUGCUAAAUUUAGCGCCAAGCUUCGUUGCGUACGGGCCACUUCGUUCCCCCGGUCGAUCGGUCGGUCGGUCGACAGUCCGAUGUUCAGCAACCAGGUGAUGCCCGUGGCCAACGUCAUUUGCGCCCGCCGAGAGAUCAAGCACCAAGUGGACAUGCUGUACGAGAACCUCCAGAGCCCCAAGGGGCUAUGCAACAUCACGUCGCCGCGGACGUUUUCGCACCUGCAGUUCAACGCGAAAAAGCACACCCAAGCGCAAGGUACGUCCGACUAUCAUGCUUGCGUGACCUUAUGUCACAACGCCACUCCUUUCCAGCGCAACAAGCACGCAUCGACCACGACAAUAUCCUGCUCAUGGAGAAGAUGGCCCACAUCAUGAUCUCGUCCUCCGCCACAACGAAUACGUCCUUCAAACCCGGCACGUGCCUGGACAGAAACCAACUGCCUAAGAUUGACAACCACAACAACUACACCCUCGUGCACGGGUAUGCCAAGACACGGCAGCGCGAAGCUCAGCGCAUCGCCAAGGAGAACGCGCUCCAUCGCCAACGGAUCGAUGCGCAGAAACCAACGUACACGAACGCCCAAUACAAUGCAGACAACGCAGCCAAGAACGUGCAUCUCAGUCGCAUGCACCGCAAACUCGUGUGGUCCAAGCCGACACGUGCCGAACUGAAACAGGAAGAGCGCCGUGAGGCCGCGGCGGUGACGCGGGAAGUCGACAAAGCGCGGGUCUAUGCAUCGCCAACGCCGACUGUCCCCGGAGCGAACGCGGACAUUGUAUCUCCUGUUGCAAGGAAUCGCAUGUGCAUCUGCAUCGAUGGCUUUGACCCGUCCCCACCCCUCGUUGCACCAUCAGGGCGCACAUUCCCACAGUCGUCAACGGGAGGUAUGUUCCCGCGACCUCCCAGGAAAGCAAGGCACACGGCGCUUCCAUCGAAAGAAGUCAACAAGGGGAGCGAAGAGAUCGACCUGAUCUUGCAGGAGAACGAGGAAGCGUUGGCGCCAUGUCCGAUCUCGACGCCGUCGGUGGAUGCGGCAUACUCCGACACAUUGCUCAACGACGAAUAUGAGGUUGAUGAAUUUUGUGCCGAAUAAACGUACACGUUAUUUUACAUAUAGUGGGGUUUAAUCAUGUUAAUAACGCCGCCAUUAUUGCCAA
Messenger RNA from Aphanomyces astaci, 1317 nucleotides. RefSeq lists its product as hypothetical. The transcript has 2 exons. The coding region runs from base 345 to 1253 and encodes 302 amino acids. Lineage: Eukaryota; Oomycota; Saprolegniomycetes; Saprolegniales; Verrucalvaceae. The record is from RefSeq and is a predicted model, not a curated record.